This is a messenger RNA of Paralichthys olivaceus (Japanese flounder), 6275 nucleotides long. Lineage: Eukaryota; Metazoa; Chordata; Actinopteri; Pleuronectiformes; Paralichthyidae. The record is from RefSeq and is a predicted model, not a curated record.
UCACUUGACUGGAUGGUAAAUCCGGCUCCGCUCCUCCAGACUGGCGGCGUGUGUCGACUCCUUAAUCCGCCGUGUGAACCGGGAUGCUGGGGGGAGAUCCGUGAGGCGGUGGGCUCCUGGGCACGGUCCUCUCACCACCGGGAAAUGAAUGGUGACUACCUCUCGUAAACACCUUCCACUGUUUUCGGCUGUGAACGCGCAUGAGAGCGACUCCUCUGCUGAAUUUAAACCGUUUUCUGUGAGUCUUGAACGGCGGCAGCAGCAGCAGCAGCGGCGGCAGCGGCGUGAGCAGAACUAACGGCCGCUUGACAGGUGCCGUCGCCCGGCUCUGCGCGGAGAGAUGCCGCCCGUCCAGAGAACCGUGUCGGAUCUUCGCACCCGGUCUGAAGGAUACGAAAAGACCGAGGACACAUCAGAAAAGACGUCCUUAGCUGACCAAGAAGAUGCCCGAAUGAUACACCUCAACCAGCCGCAGUUCACCAAGUUUUGCAGCAAUCGAGUCAGCACAGCAAAAUACAAUGUCCUCACCUUCCUUCCCCGGUUCCUCUACUCACAGUUCAGGAGGGCAGCCAACGCUUUCUUUCUCUUCAUUGCACUCUUGCAGCAAAUCCCAGACGUGUCUCCCACUGGUCGGUGGACCACACUGGUGCCGCUGCUCUUCAUCCUGGUGGUGGCUGCUGUCAAAGAGAUCAUUGAGGAUCUGAAACGUCAUAAUGCUGACAAUGUUGUCAACAAAAAGGAAUGUCAAGUAUUAAGGAAUGGUGCCUGGGAAAUUGUGCACUGGGAAAAGGUUGAUGUGGGCGAUGUUUUUAAAAUAAAUGGCUGUGAUUUCGUUCCUGCGGAUGCUGUCAUUUUAUCGUCCAGUGAACCACAGGGUAUGUGCUACAUAGAAACAUCUAACUUGGAUGGAGAAACAAACCUUAAAAUCAGACAGGGUCUCCAAAUUACUGCAGACAUAAAGGACAUUGACAGCCUGAUGCGACUGUCUGGACGGAUGGAGUGCGAGAGCCCGAACCGCCAUCUCUAUGAGUUUGUUGGAAACAUCCGGCUGGAUGGACACAGCACAAUGCCACUGGGUCCAGACCAGAUCUUACUGAGGGGAGCGCAGCUGAGGAACACCCAGUGGAUCCAUGGUGUGGUGGUUUACACUGGACAUGACACAAAGCUCAUGCAGAAUUCCACUCGGCCUCCUCUGAAGCUCUCCAACGUGGAACGCAUCACCAACUUUCAGAUCCUCGUGCUGUUUGGCUGGCUGCUGGCCAUCUCUUUGAUUUGCUCCAUUGGCCAAACCAUCUGGAAGUACCAGUAUGGCAAUGAUGCCUGGUACAUGGAUCUCAACUCUCCAGAUGGCGGGGCGGCUAACUUUGGCCUGAACUUUCUCACCUUCAUCAUCCUGUUCAACAACCUGAUCCCCAUCAGUCUCCUGGUCACACUGGAGGUCAUCAAGUUCAUCCAGGCCUUUUUCAUUAACUGGGACACUGAUAUGCUCUAUGAGCCCACAAACACACCUGCCAUGGCUCGCACCUCAAAUCUGAAUGAAGAAUUAGGCCAGGUGAAGUACAUCUUCUCUGACAAGACGGGGACCCUGACCUGCAAUGUCAUGCAGUUCAAGAAGUGCACCAUUGCGGGUGUGGCCUACGGUCACGUCCCUGAGGCUGAGGAGGGUAGUUUUGCGGAGGACGACUGUCACAGCACACACUCGUCAGAGGAGGCUGGAUUUAAUGACUCAAGCCUACUGGAAAACCUCCAAAAUAAUCACCCUACAGCUUCUGUCAUCCUGGAGUUCAUGUCCAUGAUGGCCAUCUGUCACACUGCAGUCCCUGAGUGCACGGAAGGAAAAAUCACCUACCAGGCUGCGUCUCCAGAUGAAGGUGCUCUGGUGAGAGCAGCACAGAGCCUCGGCUUUAUAUUUUCUGGUCGAACCCCAGACAGCGUCAUCGGGGAAAUGCUCGGAACAGAAGAGAAGUACAAGCUGCUUCAUGUGCUGGAGUUUACGAGUUCGAGGAAGAGGAUGUCAGUCAUCAUGCGCACCCCAUCUGGGAAGAUCCGCCUUUACUGCAAAGGAGCUGACACAGUGAUCUAUGACCGACUGGCAGACAGCUCCAGGUACAAAGAGAUCACGUUGAAGCACCUGGAACAGUUUGCCACUGAGGGGCUUCGCACUCUCUGCUUCGCGGUGGCUGAUAUCAGUGAGUCAACCUAUCAGCAUUGGCUGGAGAUCCACAACAGAGCCAGCACCUCCCUGCAGAACAGAGGCCUCAAAAUGGAAGAGAGCUAUGAACUGAUAGAGAAGAACCUGCAGCUCCUGGGGGCCACGGCGAUUGAGGACAAGCUCCAGGAUAAAGUGCCCGAGACUAUAGAGACUCUGAUGAAGGCUGACAUCAAGAUCUGGAUCCUGACUGGGGACAAACAGGAAACAGCCAUCAAUAUUGGACAUUCCUGCAAGCUGCUGACGAAGAACAUGGGAAUGCUUGUGAUCAAUGAAGACACUCUUGAUGGAACAAGGGAAAUACUCAGCCACCACUGUGGAAUGCUGGGAGAUGCCCUCUACAAGGAAAAUGACUUUGCUCUCAUUAUUGAUGGGAAGACCCUGAAAUACGCCCUUUCGUUCGGAGUGCAACAGUACUUCCUGGACCUCGCCCUCUCCUGUAAAGCUGUCAUAUGCUGCAGGGUAUCUCCUCUUCAGAAGUCAGAGGUGGUGGAGAUGGUCAAGAAAAAGGUAAAGGUGAUCACACUGGCCAUUGGUGACGGCGCUAACGAUGUGGGAAUGAUCCAGACAGCUCAUGUUGGUGUGGGAAUCUCAGGCAACGAGGGUCUGCAGGCAGCAAACUCCUCUGACUACUCUAUCGCCCAGUUCAAAUACUUGAAGAAUCUGCUGCUCGUCCACGGAGCCUGGAAUUACAACCGUGUAGCCAAGUGUAUCCUGUACUGCUUCUACAAGAACAUCGUCCUCUAUAUCAUCGAGAUCUGGUUCGCGUUUGUCAAUGGCUUCUCAGGUCAGAUUCUUUUUGAGCGCUGGUGCAUCGGCCUGUACAACGUGAUCUUCACUGCCCUGCCUCCUCUCACACUGGGCAUAUUUGAGCGCUCCUGCAGGAAAGAGAACAUGCUGAAAUACCCAGAACUUUACAAAACCUCCCAGAAUGCCAUGGGUUUUAAUACCAAGGUCUUCUGGGCCCAUUGUCUGAACGGCCUCUUCCACUCCGUCAUUCUCUUCUGGUUCCCCCUUAAAGCCUUCGAGCAUGAUACAGUUUUUGGCACCGGAAGAACUCCCGACUAUCUCCUCUUAGGCAACAUGGUUUACACAUUUGUGGUGAUCACAGUUUGUCUUAAAGCCGGCCUUGAGACCUCGUCCUGGACCAUGUUCAGUCACAUCGCCAUCUGGGGAAGCAUCGGCCUGUGGGUGGUGUUUUUCAUUAUCUACUCGUCCCUGUGGCCCCUCAUUCCUCUGGCUCCCGACAUGUCAGGCGAGGCGAGCAUGAUGUUCAGUUCGGGCGUCUUCUGGAUGGGCCUGUUCUUCAUCCCCAUCACCUCGCUGACCUUUGACGUGGCCUACAAAGUGGUGAAGAAAGUGUGUUUCAAGACUCUGGUGGAUGAGGUGCAGGAGCUUGAAGCUUUGUCCAAAGAUCCUGGAGCUGUAGUGCAUGGAAAGAGUUUGACGGAGAGGGCCCAGCUCCUGAAGAACGUCUUUAAGAAGAGCACAGUCAGUCUGUACCGGUCCGACUCCAUGCAGCAGAACCUGCUCCAUGGCUACGCCUUCUCUCAAGAUGAGAACGGAGUGGUGUCUCAGUCGGAGGUCAUCAGAGCGUACGACACCACCAAACAGAGGACCAACGAGUGGUGAGCCGCCGGCCUCCUCGUUCCCGGCUGGCCAAUCCAGAGCCACGACAAGCCGUUUGUAAUGGGCGGUAUUUGAAGCUGAAGGGGGGAGAAGCCGAGGUGUGAGCGUGUGCCCCCCCUCACAACAAUGACGGGGGGAUUUUGGACAUGAUCAUGAAAAGGACGGAGGAAAGUGACAUUGGGUAAUCUUUGAAAACGGGGAGAGAGGGGGAAAAAAAAAACAAGGUACAAAACAAACCGUGUUCACUAUCAGCUGUAGUUGUGUGUCCAGCAGACAUGAUGAGCACUGUGCUUUCUUAGCAGUCUGUGGUCUGAAGUUUUUCACUGUUCUCGCUCAGUUUGUCGGACACGUGCCCUAACUAUUGAUUUAAGGACGCUCGCCGGCACGGAGCUUAAAAUCCAAUCAAACUCCUAAAACACUGUUAUUAUAAGUUUAAACACUGGACGAUGAUUAGCUUUUAGAUGUUUUGAACUUGUGACAGAUUGCCAAAGAGCAGUCGUAUAUACAAUCUAUCCAAGUACUAGUGAAUUCGGAAAACUUUAAACCAAAUGUAAUCGCACUGCUGAGUGUAUUCCAGCACUGAACUGACCACUUCAGAGCAGAUUUGUAAUGAUUCAAUUUUCUUUUUUUGCACUUAAGGAAGCAUCUCUUGUGUAAAGCCUUACAUUUGCUCAUGCCUUCAUCUUUACUUCUUUUAAAACAGUUUGUUUUUGUUUUGUUUUUAAAAUAUGUUAGAUAUUGUGCCUGGUGUUGUUUCUUUUUUCAAUUUUAGUUUUUAGGAGGUUGCCUCCAGCAACUCACUGUAGUCCUGUUUCCACCGUUUUUACAGCAGAAGCAUUGCUCUUGACGAAUAACGGCAUUCCACACAUCACUUCCUGUCUCAAUGAUCACGACGGUGCCUACGUAGAACUUUUCCCUCUUUAGAAGAAAAUCGAUAGCCAAGAAUAGUUUAACCAGCUAGCUUAGAGCAGUGCUGCACACACACCUACUGAAGACAAAAUCACUGUCCCCCCCACCACAGUGUUGCACUCGUACAGUGUGAAAGCUGCAGUUUUGUGUCGCGCGGCACAUGUAAACCUGAAGAUUUGUCCCUGCGGAGGUGAACGGGUGAUGAUGGUCUUGUUGAAGCUGAAGGUGGUGCCAGUGUUUUCCCUUAAAAUGGAGAUUUUAUCCUUAUAACAUAAGUGCCAUUAGCUUAAGGGAGAGAGAAAUAUUAGCCAGGAAAACUCCACAACAUUAUCAAAACUACUUUGUCUCUAUAGUUAUUUUGUGGAUUUGUAUUUUUAUAUUGGAGAUGUAUGACUUUUGCAUUGACCGGCUUUGUAACGACUCGUCUGUAACUUUUUAGUUUCUUCUGAUAAACUGGCAGGAUAGAAUAGGUCGAAUGAGAAGACUGAGCUUUCUUAAAUGUCUUGUUAUUAUUGAUAUUAAUAUUGUUAUCGCUUGAUUUAUUUAUGAUUGACUCUCUAAUGUCUGUGCGGUUGCGUUCUUCUCCCUAUGGGAGAUCAGAUUUCGGACAGUGCGAGUGUGUGUGUCAGUUUAUUGCCUGCAUGUGCAUGUGCUGUGUGUGUGUCUGCGUAUGUGUGUCGCCUCGACAGCUUCUGUGUAUGCACUGCAUGUCUGUAUCUUCCACGUGAGAGCGGGGGAUCACUUCUCCUGGUGGGUUUCUUUUAUCGUGUGUGUGUUUGUGUGCAUCAGUGUGUAUGAGAGAGACGCUUGCUUGUCCGUCUGCACGACUCCAGGUAUAGCUAUGGUGUACUACUGUGCGCUGAUGCAUGGCUCAUAUGGGACAGUGUGAGUGUCCGUGUGUUAUGAAUGAGUGUGUUUGUGUGUGUGUUUGUGAGUCAGACUCUCAACUGUGCAAGUUUUUGAUGUUCAGCUCUGCUUUGACAGGAGAUGUUGCACAAUUAGCUCAAUGUACCUUUCCAGUAGUGGACAUCUGGUGUUCUCUGGUUGAGGUAAAUGAUUUCUUCUGAGUGUUACUGGACAGGAAAGCUCGUUUGUGUUUCUCAGUUUAUUCGGGGGUUAAUGAUUUCUUUUUCCUCCCUCUGCUGGUCUUUAAUGUUAAAACUUUUUAUCGGUCGUCAUCUUGUCGAAACUUUCCAAACCGCUGAAUGUGGAUGUUGUCGUUGUGGAAGGCUUGGACUGUUGCUUACUUUUUCCCAGAAAACAUAAAACACACACGUUGUUGUCUGUGAAAGUCGUGGGCUGCAUGAAUGGAAAACACAAACUGUUCUCUGACUUGUUAACUGUACUUUUGAUUCUUUCUCGAGUGUUGAUCACUUUACAAAAGAGGAAAAAACUGCACCUUUUAUUAUUUUAAAUAUUCUUUUCUGUUAUUUUGUUCAAUGAUUGUUCUGCAUGUUGGGACUGCAAACUUAUACGUGUUGUCUUUUACUGCCAUGAAGGACUACUGAAAUAAACUUUACAACGAUGG